AUGGACGUCUUCAAGAAGGGCUUCUCAAUCGCCAAGGAGGGUGUGGUGGGCGCCGUGGAGAAGACCAAGCAGGGGGUGACAGAGGCUGCUGAGAAGACCAAGGAGGGUGUCAUGUAUGUGGGAGCCAAGACCAAGGAAGGUGUUGUGCAGAGUGUGACCUCAGUGGCUGAGAAGACCAAGGAGCACGCCAACACCGUGAGCGAGGCCGUGGUCUCCAGUGUCAACACCGUGGCCACCAAGACCGUGGAGGAAGCAGAGAACAUCGCAAUCACCUCCAGAGUGGUGCACAAGGAGGACCUGCAGCAACCUGCCCCCUCGCAGGAGGACAAGGCUGCCAAAGUGGAAGAGGAAGUGGCUGAGGCGACCAAGAGUGGAGGAGAUUAGAGGGCUGCAGGUGAGCUUGGAGGCCCUGAGGAACCCCAA
This is a messenger RNA of Mesoplodon densirostris (Blainville's beaked whale), 423 nucleotides long. It is a transcript of the gene SNCG, whose product is annotated as synuclein gamma. Bases 1 to 384 code for a protein of 127 amino acids. Gene Ontology annotation, molecular function: cuprous ion binding. The record is from RefSeq and is a predicted model, not a curated record. Gene Ontology annotation, cellular component: cytoplasm; neuronal cell body; axon terminus. Lineage: Eukaryota; Metazoa; Chordata; Mammalia; Artiodactyla; Ziphiidae. The transcript has 5 exons. Gene Ontology annotation, biological process: synaptic vesicle endocytosis; synapse organization; chemical synaptic transmission.